Molecule: messenger RNA, 718 nt
Organism: Schizophyllum commune H4-8
Lineage: Eukaryota; Fungi; Basidiomycota; Agaricomycetes; Agaricales; Schizophyllaceae
Product: Aldo/keto reductase
Exons: 5
Coding region: 227-718 (163 amino acids)
Source: RefSeq, a predicted model, not a curated record
CCCUCUCGGUGGGCCACGCAAGCGGUCGCGAGCUCUUUCGAGAUGUACGCACAAACAGGAUCAGAGUAUGUCCUUCGAGCAUAAUCAGCUAUGACGCCUCGGAAAGCACCCGCCAAAAGAGGGUAGUAUAAAGGGGACCACACAGUAGAAGCCUCAUCAUUCCAACGCUCGACGUCGUCUCUCUGAUUGCUCGACUUCGUCACCUCAGCCCCUCAGCACUUUUGCCAUGUCCGCCCCAACCGUGAAGUACGUUCAGCUCGGAAAGAGCGGUCUCCGGAUCUCUGUUCCUGUCCUUGGUGCUAUGAGCUAUGGGAACCCCAAGUGGGCGGCCACGAAUGAAUCGACACAGUGGGUGCUUGACGAAGAGCGCGCCCUGCCCAUCCUCAAGGCAGCCUGGGAUCGUGGAAUCAACACCAUCGACACCGCCAAUGUGUACUCGAACGGCGACUCCGAGCGCAUCGUCGCCAAGUUUAUCGAGAAGUACCAAAUCCCUCGCGACGAGAUCAUCAUUGCCACCAAAUGCUUCGGCCUCGCCGCGAAGGACCACGACCACGAAGUAUUCACACCCACGCAGUACCAGGUUAUGCGCCAGCGCAAGGAAUACGUUAACUGGAUGGGCCUCUCUCGCGCGGCCAUCUUCAACGCCGUCGAAUGUUGGAAUUCACGCCGGGCAUCGUGCCCAUCCCCGAAGGUCGUCGUAUCGUCCCGAUUAGUAUAG